AUGGUUUCCAUCAACCACGGGUCCCUUGGGAAGGGAGAAGCUGUGAACGGUGACAGGUCCGGGAGGAGACCCUCGAGGAAGCGGACUCACAAAGCCGAGAACGCGCCAGGCAGGCGCCGAGCCCCGCCUGGACAGAAGGAGCGGGCCGGGGGCAGCCCGGGGUCGGGGUCUCCCCGGAGGAAGCAGGCAGAGCGCAGGGGACGCAGAGAGCAGCUGGGGGAACCGGAGCGAGGCUCGGCAGAGAAGACCUGCGGAGGAAGGAGGAAGAGGGACGGGAGAGCUUCCUUCAGGGAGCACCGAGCACCUCCAAAGAAGGAAAAGGAGGUGCCGAGGAAGGAGGAGAUGUGGAAGCAGCUGAAGAAACACAGGUCAUCCUCCUUGGCCUCCAGCACCUCCGGUGGGGAGUCUCUGUCUGAGGAGGAACUGGCCCGGAUUCUGGAGCAGGUGGAAGACAAGAAGAAGCUCAUCGCCACCAUGCGGACCAAGCCCUGGCCCAUGGCGAGGAAGCUGGCGGGGCUCAGGGAGGCCCAAGAAUUUGUGGAGAAGUAUGAAGGAGCCUUGGGAAAGGGGAAAGGCAAGCGACUCUACGCCUAUAGGAUGCUGAUGGCUAAGAAAUGGGUCAAGUUUAAAAGAGACUUCGAUAAUUUCAAGACUCAAUGUAUUCCCUGGGAAAUGAAGAUCAAGGACAUUGAAAGUCACUUUGGUUCUUCAGUGGCAUCAUAUUUCAUCUUUCUCCGAUGGAUGUAUGGAGUUAACCUCGUCCUUUUUGGUUUAAUAUUUGGUCUAGUCAUAAUCCCAGAGGUGCUGAUGGGCAUGCCCUAUGGAAGUAUACCCAGAAAGACAGUGCCUCGGGCUGAGGAAGAAAAAGCCAUGGAUUUUUCCGUCCUUUGGGAUUUUGAGGGCUACAUCAAGUAUUCCGCUCUCUUCUACGGCUACUACAACAACCAGAGGACCAUCGGGUGGUUGAGGUACAGGUUACCCAUGGCUUACUUCAUGGUGGGGGUCAGCGUGUUCGGCUACAGCCUGAUGAUCGUCAUUAGAUCGAUGGCCGGCAACACCCAGGGCAGCACGAACGACGGGGAGAGCGAUAACUUCACAUUCAGCUUCAAGAUGUUCACCAGCUGGGACUACCUGAUCGGGAAUUCAGAGACGGCCGACAACAAAUACGCCUCCAUCACCAUCAGCUUCAAGGAAUCAAUAGUGGAUGAACAAGAGAGUAACAAAGAAGAAAAUGUCCAUCUGACAAGAUUUCUCCGUGUCCUGGCCAACUUUCUCAUCAUCUGCUGUUUGUGUGGAAGUGGGUACCUCAUUUACUUUGUGGUGAAACGAUCCCAAGAAUUCUCCAAAAUGCAGAAUGUCAGCUGGUAUGAAAGAAAUGAGGUAGAAAUUGUGAUGUCCCUGCUUGGGAUGUUUUGUCCCCCUCUGUUUGAAACCAUUGCUGCCCUGGAGAAUUACCACCCACGCAUUGGACUGAAGUGGCAGCUGGGACGCAUCUUUGCACUCUUCCUGGGAAACCUCUACACGUUUCUUUUGGCCCUGAUGGAUGACGUCCACCUGAAGCUUUCUAACGAAGAGACAAUAAAGAACAUCACUCACUGGACUCUGUUUCACUACUACAACUCCUCGGGUUGGAAUGAGAGCGUCCCCCGGCCACCCCUACACCCUGCAGAUGUGCCCCGGGGUUCUUGCUGGGAGACAGCUGUGGGCAUUGAAUUCAUGAGGCUGACAGUGUCGGACAUGCUGGUAACGUGUAUCACCAUCCUGCUGGGGGACUUCCUGCGGGCUUGCUUUGUCCGGUUCAUGAACUACUGCUGGUGCUGGGACCUGGAGGCUGGAUUUCCCUCAUAUGCUGAGUUUGAUAUUAGUGGAAAUGUGCUUGGUUUGAUCUUCAACCAAGGAAUGAUCUGGAUGGGCUCCUUCUAUGCCCCAGGACUGGUGGGCAUCAACGUGCUGCGCCUGCUGACCUCCAUGUACUUCCAGUGCUGGGCAGUGAUGAGCAGCAACGUCCCCCACGAACGCGUGUUCAAAGCCUCCCGAUCCAACAACUUCUACAUGGGCCUCUUGCUGCUGGUGCUUUUCCUCAGCCUCCUGCCGGUGGCCUACACCGUCAUGUCCCUUCCACCCUCCUUUGACUGCGGGCCAUUCAGUGGGAAAAACAGAAUGUAUGACGUCAUCCAAGAGACGGUCGAAAACGAUUUCCCAACCUUCCUGGGCAAGAUUUUUGCUUUCCUCGCCAAUCCAGGCCUGAUCAUUCCAGCCAUCCUGCUGAUGUUCCUGGCCAUUUACUACCUGAACUCAGUUUCCAAAAGCCUUUCCCGAGCUAAUGCCCAGCUGAGAAAGAAAAUCCAAGCGCUACGUGAAGUUGAAAAGAGCCACAAAUCUUUCAAAGGCAGAGCCACAGCCAGAGAUUCAGAGGACACAGCUAAACGCAACUCCAAAAAUGCCACCCAGCUCACCAAAGAAGGGACCGCACAUCACCCUGCUAGCCCAAGCCAGACCCUGGACCAGAAGGCGCAGGGCUCUAGGGCCUCCAGUUCUGCUGGCAGGACUGUGUCGCCUGCCUCCCAGCCCCCUGGCGUCAGACCAGACUCUGGCCAAGCCCAGCCUCAGGCUCGUCCUUGGAGGUCAGCCUCUGGAAGGAGUGCUCAGAGACCUCCCCACUGACAGCUGGGACUAAUGGAGCAGGGUCCUGGGGCUGAUCCUUGGACUCCCACUGGCUCAUCUCACCCCCACAAAUCGUUCUCUCUUCCUCUCUCUUCUCACACACAUGCACAUUCUCCCUCUUCUCAGUGAACGUGGGAACCUUGAUUACUCAGUCUCAAGCCCUUGUUUGCUACCAAAACAGGAGGACAAUGGCUUUAUCCACCUUUUAGAAGAGCUGAGCCUUCCCCUCACUAACUGCCCUUCCCUGUAUCUUGGCUCAGGCAGCUCUAGACCUUGCACUCACAGCGGUUUCCCUCGGCUCCAGACUUGGGAAGAGGGGGCAGGACCAUGACCACCAUCAUAGACUUUUUGCAAGGAGCCCAUGUUGGGACAGGUUUCUGGCAGCCCCAUCAACUGGGAGGAGGUUGCAGAGGGACCCACAUUCCUGAUCACCACCUCUAUUCAAAGGAGGUGAGCCAGUGUAAACAAAAGGUUGAAGAAGCCGAUGAAAAUAAAAGUAAAUGAACUGAAGUCCAGCCUUGGUGAGUGGGAAGAUGGUGAUUCCCCAGAAACUAGCCUGAGGGGAGCUGAUGCCAUCAAGCACCAAAAAUGCACUGGAGCCUCCCUGGCAGCAAGGCAAGGAGAGAGAGCAGUGUGGUUCUCCUUAUCUAAUUGAAGGAAACAAAAUAUUUCUCAGGGCAUAAAAAUCUUUCUCAUGCAUGAAAUUCUAAAAGGAAUUUGAUUGUUUAUUGUAAAGGGACACGGAAGGUGGUUUGGGGGGGAGUUUUGCAAAGGGUGCAGUGCAGAGCCUUGUCUCUGGCAAUGCUGUGUGUCACAUACUGGUUCUGUGCAGAAGUCUCAUGGGGGCAUCAGCCCUGGAGGCCAGACCGCUGAAGAGGCCUUGCCAGCAAGGGCAAGUAUCAGCAGGGUGCCAGUAACAACCCAGGACUUCCAGUGGUUACCCUCAGGCUUCCAAGUUUAACCAAUAUCCCUACACACCCACCACAAACACAGACAAAUUAUCCUGUUCUGAUGACGCACAACUUUAUGUGAAGGAAUGUAUUUGUUAUCUGUUGCUGCAUAACAAAUUAGCCCCAAAACUUAACAGCUUAAAACAAUAAACAUUUAUUAUCUCACACAGUU
This is a messenger RNA of Aethalodelphis obliquidens (Pacific white-sided dolphin), 3786 nucleotides long. It is a transcript of the gene TMC2, whose product is annotated as transmembrane channel like 2. Gene Ontology annotation, biological process: vestibular reflex; detection of mechanical stimulus involved in sensory perception of sound. Gene Ontology annotation, molecular function: mechanosensitive monoatomic ion channel activity; voltage-gated calcium channel activity. The record is from RefSeq and is a predicted model, not a curated record. NCBI's taxonomy places the organism in Eukaryota, Metazoa, Chordata, Mammalia, Artiodactyla, Delphinidae. Gene Ontology annotation, cellular component: plasma membrane.